Messenger RNA from Stylophora pistillata, 1687 nucleotides. RefSeq lists its product as uncharacterized. NCBI's taxonomy places the organism in Eukaryota, Metazoa, Cnidaria, Anthozoa, Scleractinia, Pocilloporidae. The record is from RefSeq and is a predicted model, not a curated record.
UCCUCUGCGAUUGACACGCAGAUACUGGAGGUAGUCAGGUAAAAGUGAUAAGAUACAUUAUCACGAAAAGUUGAGUCUAAGGCAUAAUUCUUUCUCGAAAUUCAAUGGUGUAAGGAAUGGGAUCCUUAAAAUCGCUAUUUCAAGACAAUAUCGCUAAGAUAACCAUAGACGAUUUUGGGCUUGUAGGUACCAUUAUAAAAAUGAGUCGCCGGAACAUUGGCAUUGGAUGGUCAGCCGAACUUUGAAAAUAAUGAUGGCUCUCCAACCGAGACAAAAUUAAAUUCAAGUGCUGAGGCUUGUGUUUACGUAGAAGAUAACAAAUGAGGCCGCACUAAAAACCAUCACUGAGUUCGAAGGCGAGAAAGAGGAAUGGCUGUGAACUCUACAUCAUGUGAAAAGCAAACGAGUGGUCAGGACAUCUUCUGUGCGAUUCGCCUUUAUGGAUUGCAACAAAAGAUAUUCAUCGUUAUAUUAAUUAUCAUUAUUUCUAUCACUGCUGUCGUAGGUAACGUUUUAAUAAUUGUUGCGCUAAAAAGGGUAUUUUCCCUUCAUCCACCGUCAAAAAUUCUCUUCCGCUGCCUUGCAAGUACUGAUCUUGGUGUUGGCCUUCUUGCAGGGCCGCUUUUCGUUAGCUUUUUAACGUCUCAAGGGCACACUGGAGCUUGCGUAAGUCUUAAAACCAUUUUUUACUGUACCGCUGCAUUAAUGGGGGUAGUAUCGAUGUUAACAUUGACAACAAUAAGUGCGGACAGACUUCUAGCUCUGUCACUGCGGCUUCGAUACCGACAGGAAGUGACUACGAGACGAGUACGGGCUAUAAUGGUCUUCUUCUGGCUUUUUAGCUCCGUAAUUGCAACGACGCUCAUUUACAGCUCACUCCUGACCCGGAUGAGCAUUUUUAUAACUGAGCUUCUCUGUGUGGCCGUCUCAACUUUCUGUUUCGUGAAAAUCUACGUGAAACUUCGCCAACAUCAAAUGCAAAUACACGUGCAAAAGCAAGUUCACCAAGACCAGGCCUUCAACAUUGCCCGAUACAAAAAGAUAGUUUCGGGAUUAGUGUGGGUACAAAUAACACUGAUAGGUUGUUAUGUACCACAUGCAGCAAUUCAAACUAUAUAUGUUUUUAGAAAAACUACUUCGCCAUCUUUAGACUUGAUGUGGGAUGUAACCAUAGCAAUGGUUUUCCUUAACUCAGCUGCGAAUCCUUGCCUUUACUGUUGGAAAGUCAGUGAAGUAAGACAAGCCGUGAAGGAAACAAUCAGAGGGUUUUUUUGCUGAGUCAUUUAUAAAAGAUAUGGAAUCCAGAGGAAUUGAUGAUGUCCUGCCGCAAAGGGGUAUUUUACGAUGAAAUGAAAAGUAAACCUGGGUGGCAUAGCUUGUACUAAAGCACCUUCUGUGAUUGGUCGAAAAUUUUGCUCUACCCUCUCAACUAGUCAUAUGUCAAACAUUUUGCUUGUUUUUAGUGUGUACUAGUGUUGGUUCCUUGCAAUGAUUUCCCAUGCUGCGAAUGACAAAUGCAAUGUUGUCAUCUCUUACAUUUAUUUUUAUUGUCAUGAAAAAGAGGUUGGAUGUUUUUUAGGAGAAAGUACUCGACUUACUGUUUCCAUUUUCUCAAUUCAUAUUCGAGAAAAAAAAUGGAGCGAAAUUCAAUGAGUUAGAGAGAGUAUGAUAUUCGCUAUUUUAUUGA